Messenger RNA from Salvia miltiorrhiza (redroot sage), 1350 nucleotides. Its product is annotated as O-methyltransferase 1, chloroplastic. Gene Ontology annotation, biological process: methylation. Bases 177 to 1130 code for a protein of 317 amino acids. The transcript is spliced from 7 exons. Gene Ontology annotation, molecular function: methyltransferase activity. NCBI's taxonomy places the organism in Eukaryota, Viridiplantae, Streptophyta, Magnoliopsida, Lamiales, Lamiaceae. The record is from RefSeq and is a predicted model, not a curated record.
GAAAUACUAUGAAGUAGUGAGUGGAAUUAUGCCAAAAUAGCAAGUGGUUAGAAUCUUGAAGGAGAUAACAAACAUUAGUAGCGAAUCUGGUAUAGCUAGUGGGCCCCACCCCACCCCACCCCACUCCGUCCCGUGAGCUGGGGACAUCUUCGACUCCAACUCCAAGUGUUGGAACUAUGAAAUUGUUUCCCGAGGCUCAGGCAAUGGCUACUUGUCUUCCAUGCCCCACGCCAUGCCUCUUUCUCGCUUCCAAGAAAACCACAAACCCCAUAUUCAAUUGUAAAUUCAACAAUGCGCAACCUCACCAUUUUCUCCAAGCCGCGCUACACCGCGCUUCCCUGCGUUUCCAGGAGACCCUCCGCCCAGAUCCUUUAUUCACUGACCCCUACAUCAGAUGCCUUCUGCCUCUUGAUAUUCAAAUGGAUGUGAAUCACAACUUGCACAAACACUGCCUUGCAACCAAGUUUAUUGAUGACAAACUCAUCACCUCAACGCAAAAAAUCGAUGGACUUAGGCAGAUUGUUUUCUUGACCGAUGGAAUGGAUACCCGGCCAUAUAGGCUCAACUGGCCAGCAUCGACAGUACUAUUCGAUAUAUCUCCGGAUAGAAUAUUCAGACAAUCAAUUCAGAAGCUUGAAGAAAUUGGUGCUAAGAUUCCAAGAAGAUGCUUGCUCUUCCAUGUCCCAUCCGAAACCUCUGAUAUUCAACAAGCUUUAUGCAGUAAAGGGUACAACGGCACCAGUCCUAGUCUGUGGGUUCUUCAGGGAUUUCCAGUAGUCACUUUGGCCAACUUCAAAGAUAUUUUGAGCAUUGUGAGCUCUUUAGCCAUGAAAGGAUCCUAUAUCUUUGGAGAACUCCCUAGCUGGUUAGUCGAAACAGAGACUGGCAUGAAGACCACAGCACCAGAAUGGAUGGACAAGCUCUUCGUCACCCACGGCCUAAAGGUGGAGGUCAUUGAACAUGAUGAAAUUGCAAGAAAUCUCGGAAAAGAAUCAUCAUCCGGUGACUACAAAACCAUACUAUUCGUAGCAGAGCAGCUGCAGUUCUCUGAUGAUCAGAUGGAAUUAUGGAGAAGAGAGUUUCAAAGGAUAGAAGAAGAAGGAGAUGAAGAUGGUUUUGAAGAGCUCUAAAUAGACACCAUAUUGAUUAUAGAAUUCUAUUGCCAUUUUUCUUAUUUUGUGUUUGCAUUGGGCCUUGGGCCUUGGGCCUUGGGUAGAAGCCCAGAUCCAAUUGCAUGGGGUGUCCCAAUAUUGUCGUAGAAUUCUUUUCUUGUUUUUUUUUGAGUUUUAGUUAGGAAGUGUUUGCCAACAAUUUCCUGAGAACCUGUUAUUAUCAUUAGCUAUUUCUUUA